Cydia amplana is the source of this 6811-nucleotide messenger RNA. RefSeq lists its product as uncharacterized. Gene Ontology annotation, biological process: autophagy; COPII vesicle coat assembly; Golgi organization. The transcript is spliced from 28 exons. The coding region runs from base 360 to 6707 and encodes 2115 amino acids. NCBI's taxonomy places the organism in Eukaryota, Metazoa, Arthropoda, Insecta, Lepidoptera, Tortricidae. The record is from RefSeq and is a predicted model, not a curated record. Gene Ontology annotation, cellular component: ER to Golgi transport vesicle membrane; endoplasmic reticulum exit site.
CCAUAGCAGCAGAUUUCUUUUACUUUAAAAUUCCUUCCACGUCUCCGUAUGGGUUUGGCAAUCAUGUCAUGUCGUAACGUACAUGGCUACACUGCCAACGGGGCACCUUCGCUCCGAUCGAUGGCUCUCUGUCAACAAUGUACUUUCUUCUGAAAUAUUUAUGAAAUAACCCAACAAACGUACUAAUUACUUCUAAAACGCUAGAAAUAAGACUUAAAUACGUAUUUAUGUCGCUUCGUUUCAAAGUUGAUAGUGAAAGGUGACAAGUGAAAGUGCAGUGCAUGUCAGAGAGUGACUGGUAUUGUUGUAGCUAGCAUAUGCGUGCGGAUUCCUCGCGAAUGUUACGUAAUUAAAGGGCCAUGUCGUGGGCCAAGAAGCCGGGAGGGCCGCCCGGGGACCAGGCGGCCUUCAACCCUCAGCAAUUCAAUAACCAACAAAACAUGUAUCCGGGCUACGCAGGUGCGCCAGCACAACAGUGGCCUCAACAACAACAACAACAAAUUCCACCACAACAACCACAACAGCAACAAUACAAACAAUACCCCUUCCAACCGGAGUACCCUAACGCCAACCAGAUGUACCAGCAACCUUACAACCAGAACUACCCAGGCUACCAACCCCAACCUGGCUACCAAUACUACCCCAACCAACCCAACCAACCUCCGCAGGGCCACACAGACGCCUGGGAAGACAACUGGGACUGGGGCUGGGACGAAUCAGCCAAACAGGCCCAACUUGCUGCCCAAAACCAACCCCAAGCAUUCAAUAACGCAAAUGUCAUCGAAGAAAGCUUCGCUUCAACUGACACUUGGAACUGGUCCAUGGAGGAUAAGAAAGAGGAGAAACCUGCUGAGUCCCAAGAACUUAAACCUGAACCACCAAAAGAAGAUGUCAAGCUGAGCGAUAAGGAGGUGGUUAAGGAAAGGCUGCCGAACUUAGCGCUUGGAAAAAGAUUGAAUUCCGACUUAACACCUCAGUGGUCUAUCGAGUCCCAAAUGUCUCAGGAAUCCAGCGAUCCGCUCCACUCCGAAAGCACUUAUCGGAGCGAAAAUCAAUCUAGGAAUUCAACGAAAAGUAGCCCGGGGCAUAACGAUACAACUAACUUCAAUUUCCACGGGGAAGAGCUUAUGCCCCCGAUCGAUUGGCCUACGCCGACUGUUGAAGAGGUCGAGCGAAGGGACCGGAAAUCUGACGAGCUCGCUUGUUCGCUGCAAGAAAUGAGCAUCACUAAUGAUGAGACACAGGAGCGACACGAGGCGCCUUCGCCGUCAAGGUCCCCUGCCGCCAUACCCCCUCCUCCCGUCUCAAACUUACCACUACCACCUACAAACUUCCCGGCUUCAAGCCAGAACCCCUUUAAAAACACUGGUUCUUUCUCCCAUAAAAGCACUCCUAGUAAAUCCACCACGCCUAGUCAACCUUUCCCAGGGAUGACGGCCUUGAAUUCGCCGGCAGCGGUCAACAAAGUCCAACACAGAACUCCAGUAGGCUUUGGAGCGAAUCUGGAAACGACCCCGGACAAUUCAGAACGCCCAGACCAGCCUCAGGUGGCUUUCAGACCACUGCAAGUUCCACAGGUACCAGAUAAUUUGGAAGUCGCGCCGCAGAACGAUAGGAACGAGUAUUUGCAGACGGCGCAUCUGUCUACGGGUGAUUAUGAGAAUACCGACUUCAGUAGGGGCUUGCCGCCUCCCCCGGGGUUAAGGAGGAUGGUCGUGGGCCAACAGGAGUCUAAUUCUGACGAGCCCCCGCCAGGUUUAUCUCGCAUGGUGCCUGGACAGCAGACUGAAGCAGACAACUCCUACAACCAGCCCGACAACUACAUGGACAGACACAUAGACGGGCAGCCUACAGACGAGAAUCCCCGCCCUUACCGCCAAGCCGACGGUCAACAGACCCCCGACUACUCCCAACCACAAAGGACGCGACCUAUAGGCAGGAUGGUUCCCGGCGAACCGAGCAACGACGAAUACCCCCAAUACCAAGCCGGAUACAACGAGCACAGGGUCGUAACAGGCGUCGACCAUGAUUACCCGAACGCCGGACCUUCUGAUAUACGAGAGCAGAACGUGGACGGUUCAGACUAUACCGAACCACCUAGGAAUCCUUUCAACGUCCGCGGAAGCUCUAACGACGUGUCCUCCGAUUACAAUGGACCCCCAGAAGAACAACAACGGGAAGUCAUGAUGGAAGGCGAGAAUCUUCAGGAUCUAAGCGCCGUCGCGUCUUCUGAUCUAACUUAUACCAGAGAACACUUCGAUGGCGCUGAUACCAACGCAACAGAUCCAGGAUCGGACAGAAAGACGGACUUGUCCGAGAACGACCAUCAGGUGUCGAGCUCGCGACGUCAAUCUAUCAACAGGACGUCGGGAGACGAUUCGGAGCGAGAUAGAAUCAAAUCGAGCCCAAGGAGGGACAGAAAACUCAAGUCCUCGAGAGACAAGGACAGGGACGAUGGGAGAUACUCGAGAGACCGGAAGUAUGACAGAGAUGGGAGGCCCGUGAGGAGAGAGCGAGAUGAUAAGGAUAGGAGGGAGAGGAGAGAUGGGAGGGAAAGAGAGGCGAGUCCUGAGGGGAGGAAACAUCGCCGCGGCACGAGGAGUCGUCGGUAUGAGACGGAAGAUACGGAUUACUAUAGCGACAGGGAAAGAGAACGGAGACGUUACCGCGAAGGCUCGUACUCGUCCAAGCCUCCCCGUCCGGACGACUACCGUCGUUACGACGACCGCCAUCGCUACAACACGAUCGAGCGCGACCGUCGCUACGACGACGACGAGCGACGACGCUACGGACGCUACAGGGACAUUGACCCCAACCGCAAAUAUGGAAGCUUGAGACGGGACGAGGAUAGAAGAGUCGUGACAUUUUCGGGUGACGUCAAAGACCCCGAUAUAAAAGGCGACCCGUAUUCGUCUCCCUCCCGCGCGGAGUCCCGCGACGCGGGUCCCACCGACGACGAGUUGAACGAGACGCUCGCGUCGACAGAUUCCCGCCGUCGGUCUGACAAGGACAGAGAUCGCGACAGACAUAGGCGUCGGCACCGUACUGAUGCGUACUACGAUGGCUACGGCAGCGUAUACCAAGACCCUUACGCACUGCAGCGUCAACAAUACCAGUACUACGAGCACUUACGGCUCACUAACCCCACCCGCUACAUGGAGAUAUACAAGCAAAUCAUGGCCGGGCAACCGCCGCCACCCCCGCCCCCUGAAUAUCUGGCUGCGGCCAGCAAAAUUAACGCCAUGCAAGGCUACGGCCCUCUCGGCUACGACAACAGAGGCGUAGAGGGCGGCAGCGUACAUUCCGGCCGCUCGAGCGCCAACGGGCUGAAGGGAACUGACACGUACUAUGGGAGAUAUGACGCUUCGCUACGAGACGCGCCUUCGCUUCGCACCGACCUUUCGGACAGGGAGUUGAACACGGACGCUUCCUUGAACCUGCAUUUGGAAGAUUCCACGGUACGCUCCGAGAGGAUGACGCCGUUCAAGUUCUCUACGGCUCAUGUUAAGGGCAACAUCUCAUCCCGCCACAUAGUGGUCGUCCGUCCGUCUUACCCCGUGGACGGUCUGCCCGCGACCGUCCAGAUAGUGUCUCUGUCCGCGUCGCUAGCCUCAGACCCCAGUGUCAGGGAGCUGGUCCAAUACCCAGGGCCGCUUGUCAAAGGAGUCACCCAUAAGAAGAGCGUGAUAGAAUACUGCGCGAGCCGCGUUCGAAACGCCGGAGGCCGCGGCGACGUCGUCGGCUACGUGUUGCUCUGGCAGCUGUUAGCUUUGUUACUCAAGCAAAAUGGGGUGGUGGUCGGAAUAGACAUCGCAGAGCUUUUGAUGAAGAACAAGCGAGACUAUGAAUUCAAUACUAACGCGAAAACUACGCAACAAGCCGACGGUCGAGGAUCGAGUGUGUCAGAGGAAGACAGCAAAGCAGCACCCGCGACAGACCAAACCCCACCCGAAGAGCCCAAUAUUGCGCGGCAGAGCGGUAUCGACGAAAAAGCCGCUUUGGACCAACUGAGAGAAUAUCUGACUUACGGAAACAGGCAGGAGGCUAUCGAAUGGGCGAUGUCCCACAACCUGUGGGGGCACGCGUUCCAGCUGUGCGCGCACGCGGACCGGCGCACGCGCGCCGCCGUCGCCGCGCGCUUCGUGGCCGGCGUGCCGCGCAACGACCCGCUGCACACGCUCUACCACACGCUGGCCGGCCGACAACCCCCCGACUCUGAGUGGGGUGACUGGCGUGCGCACGCCGCCAUCAUACUAUCUAACACUUCGGCAAAACCAGAGAACGAAACAAGGACGCUUACGCAACUUGGUGACACCCUAAUUUCCCGCGGCCACCUCUACUCCGCCCAGUUCUGCUACAUCUCCGCCCGCGUGCCUUUCUCGCGCCACCCCCUCGCCCCGUUCGCCCCGCCCCCUUCCGUCCCCACCUCCCCUCCCCGCCUCGCCCUACUCCUCGCCGACUCGAGGGCCGACUCGCUGAACCAGCUCGCUACGAACGAGGCGAUCUUCGCCACGGAAAUAUACGAGUACGCGCUCUCGCUGAGUCAGGAUUAUUGUAUCGGGGAAUUGCAGGCGUAUAAAUUCCUUCUGGCGUGCCGUUUAGUGGACGCCGGGGAGUAUGAACGCGCAUUGGCGUAUACGGAGGCGCUGGCGCGGGCUGUGACGCGUACGCCGCGGGACUACCCGCAGCAGCUGGUGGCUCAGCUGUACCAGUUGGCAGACAGGCUCAAAUACCACGACCCGGCACUAAACGAAGAUCCACCCCUAUUAGAAGAGGGUGAACAGAGUGAACCCUCCCCGCGCCACCAGCAAUGGCUCGAUGACGUCGCCGGGGUGGCGCAAGUGUUAGAGGCGGAAGCGGAAGCGUCUAAACAAGCGACGCCCGUGCACCAACCGCCGCCGGUCGAGAUGUACGUGCCGACGCAGUACACGUGGGAGCAGACCCAACAGGCGCAACCACCAGAACUGUACAACGCGCAACCGUUACAAUCGGCGUACCCGGAGCCCUACCAACCGGAGCCCUAUCGACCCGAGGAGCCCUAUUACCCGCGUCAGCAGCCCGCGGAAUACGCGGAUCCGGAGUAUUGGCCGCAAGAACAAUAUCAGUACGAGCCGCCGCGCGUAAGUACCCGCCGCGCCCCCACCGCCCGCGUCCCGCCCCGCACACUACACACCCUCCCCUCGUUUGACGAGUCGCUAGAAAUGAUCGAAUACCAUCGCUCGCCCGGCCUACGCAAACGCAUACACCCUAAGAACAAAACCGUCAAUGUAGGCUUCGAAGCGGGAACGUCGCCCGGUAGGAUGCGCACUAUAUCGCGGGGAAGCACUGACUCUAGCGAGAGCAAAAAGAAACCUCUAUCCGAUUUAGACAUACAGAUAGCGCAUAGCCCGCAACUAGGCGUCUCUGCCAACGAGCCCACUAAGUCGCAAAUGUUCGAAGCGAACAGACGAGGCCGAUACGGCAAAGUCAUAAGCAACACCGUAGACACAUGGGCGCGACAAACAGUCCACAUCCGCGACGGCACGUAUAAACCUCUCAUAUUCGGCGGGACUUAUCCUAUAGAAGUACCCGCUUCACCGCCCGAAGAAAAAGAAAAACCGGUAAAGAAAACCGUACCCGUCGCUGAGGUGAAAGCGACUAUGGACCAAGCGACACACAGGCGAGAAUUGAAGAAGACUAUCGAACGCAGCUUGGACAGAUUCGAAGCGAUACUCGCCAAAAGAGAUCCCGCCAGUAAACGACAGGCGUUUUCGAAACGCGUCGUCAACACGUUCGAUAUAGACGAGCCGGUGAAUGUUGGCGAGACGAGAGACGUGCUGAAAGACAAGGACGCGAGAUACUACGUUUCGGGGCCGAAGACGUUUAACAUUGACGAACCUGUCGCGUUUAUUUUUGAAAACGAUCCAAAACAAUAUCUUCCGGGAGAGAUUGAAAUCAUUCACCUUGCACUCUACACAAACAAAACACGUACUCUAUCGGCGGUCAGACGUUUGCGUUGCGUAUUCUGUGCGUGUGUGGCACAGGCGCCGGCGGACGCGGGCGCGGCAGCGGGGCCGGGAGCGGACGAGGCGGACGAGCCGAGGCCGCAGAUCACGAUGCCCGGGGCGGCCGCGAGCCGGCCGGCGAUGUACGCGGACUACGAGGAUGAUAGACCGCCUAGUGCUGAUACUGACCGCGACACGGACACUCCGAAGCCAGCCAAGAAGUCAGACUCCAAGAAACAGGAGCCACAGAAGAAAUCCGGCUGGCUCGGCGGGAUUUUCACCAAACUCACGCUGCGGUCGCCCAACCAGAUGAUACUGCCUGACGACAAGAAUCCAUCUAUCGUGUGGGACGCCGUGAACAAGCGCUGGCAGAACCUAGACGCCGACGGCGAAGAAACGGCGUCGGCGCCGCCGCCGCCGCCCAAGACCGCCGACAUUCCGGCCAUGCAUGCGUCGUCACCAUUACAAGCGCCGCCCGCGGCCGGCCUGCCGCCCGUCGCGCCCGUUUCCAAUAUUUUCAAAAUGCAAAAGGGUAGACACAUAAAGAAGUCGUACGUGGACGUGUUCAACCCGAGCGGCGCGCCGACGCGGCCCCUGCCGCCGGCCUCCGAGGUGCUCGGCCCCGGGCCCGCGCUUGGCGCCCCGCCGCAGUACAUGCUUCCACAACAGACCUUUGACCCGUCUCAAUCGCAGCCCGAUGACACCUACAACAGUGGCUAUUGAAGCCCGCCGAUCUCCACUAGGCCACAUCUCGCCGCACACGUCUCAUAGCCGACCAAUGACGAACACCGACGUGUAUUCACGUCAUGACGGGUUUUGACGUCAUG